UAGAGUAGGGAACUACUUAGACUCGCUGGGCUUUUUACCAUCACCUGCGGUUUAUAGCGGUGCACACGCUGUAGCGGUUACUCCACACACUCCUGUGCAGAGGAGCGGGAAUUCUGCAGACAGCUGACAUUUGUAACGCAGGGAAACGUCAGCACUUUUAUACGCUCCAUCAUACUUUUAAUCAGCAACUUCCUUAAGUGCAGAAAGCAGUUUUUUCCUCUGGAUUUUUCUCUGUCCAAUCUGCUGGUUGAAGAUUUGCCUCCAUUACCCAUUUUUACUCAACCCAGAACAUUUGACGAGAAUGGAACAGCUCUAAUGACGUUAUAAUGGCCCGUACCUCUGAACCGUGAGUUUGUUGUAACGUGUUUUUUUUCCUCUCCGCCCGCUUUUACGCACAAAGAUGAGUUCGGAGAGGCCAAACUUUCUCUCUCAACCCGUGGUGAAGAACGUUUUCAUGUUUCGAAACGGCGAUCCAUACUACGAUGCUCGGCGGAUAGUGAUAAACCAAAAGAGGAUGUGCAACUUUGAAACCUUGCUAAGAGAGGUGACGGGCGGCAUACAAGCCCCGUUUGGAGCCGUGAGAAACAUUUACACACCGAGAGGAGGUCAUAAAGUUGACUGCUUGGAGAGCCUGAGGAGCGGGGAGCAGUACGUCGCUGCUGGGAGGGAAAAAUUCAAAAAGCUAGAUUAUCUACAGAUUGGCUCCAGGAAGAAGAAAAUGAUGCAGACCGUUCCAAUGCAGAUUAAACCAUUUCCACCAAAUAGAUUCAUUGUGUCAGCUCGAUUCCUGAAACCCAUCAAGGAGCCAUGCACCAUAUUUGUGGUGGCAAAUGGUGAUAUAUUGAACUCCGCAGUGAGGCUGUUGGUCCACCAGAGGAUACUGGGCCAGUUUGACAAGAUACUAGAAAUGAUUACAGAGAAGAUGGGUUUAAGAGUCCUCGGGGGAGUUAGAAGUCUCUUUACCUAUGAAGGCCAACAGGUGACUGAGGGGAAUCAGCUAGAGAGUGGUCAGCUUUAUGUGGCUGUGGGAAGAGAAAAGUUUAAGAAGCUUCCUUACAGUGAUCUGCUCUUCACCAAACCCAGAGGGACGAGGCGAGUCAGAGGAAUGAAAUCUUAUUCUUUGCCGCCCAUCUACAGGUUCUCAAAACAGAGUGAAAAUGGUAAGUCGAUGGUCCAGAGCAGUGACAGUGGAGAUGGAGAGUCUCCUAAGGCCUCGCCUCCAAGCCACAACAAGGAACACCUGUCCUCCAUUGUAAGAGAGAUUUCUCAGGCCAGACUGCUCUCCUUAAAGAAGAUUAAGAGCAGACAGAGCUUGACUCCUGGUGCAUCUGACAAUGAUGAACUGGAACAGAAGUUUGAUGAAGGAAAUGCUGAUUGCCAAACACUACAAGACAAUGGAGCUGAAGCGAAACUUGAUGCUACUGAUACAAAUGAAACAGAGGAGAAUGUUGAAAAGCCAGAAGAAAAAGAGGAGGUUGCCACUGAAAAUGGCAGAGAAGAAGGUGAUUUACCUAGCAGUGAAAACAAGAUGAAUAACCAGGAGACAAACGGUGAAAAAGAGGGGGGAGGUGGAGGAAAAACAGAAAUCGAUGGACAAAAAGAUGGAAAAGGAGAAGAC
Molecule: messenger RNA, 1618 nt
Organism: Pundamilia nyererei
Lineage: Eukaryota; Metazoa; Chordata; Actinopteri; Cichliformes; Cichlidae
Product: doublecortin domain-containing protein 2
Exons: 9
Biological process (GO): cilium assembly; neuron migration; regulation of cilium assembly
Cellular component (GO): microtubule; kinocilium; microtubule organizing center
Source: RefSeq, a predicted model, not a curated record